CCAGAAGAAUUGUCUAACUGGAGCAUGGAGCUGAUUGGAGUCUUCGCUGCGAAAGCUUUACAGUCCUAAAAGGACCAUUCUCAAAAAUUUAUUGUUGAAAGAAGAGAAUUGUUUAUAUCUCAAUUAAACAUUCCCAGACAGUAUGUACUAAUACUGUACAAUCUUUAGACCACAUCAAAUAAUUUCUGUCUGGUGGCCAUAAUUAAAGAGUGGAAGGACAAAGCAGUAAUUGUAGCAGGAGAAAUGGUAGAUAGUUGAGAUAGAUUUUAAUUGACCAGAGUGCUGUAGAUAUGAUAGCGAAUAGUACUCUCGAAGGAAGUGGCGGCAGCGUAUAUGGGGAAGAUGGAGAGGACAUCAUCAGUAGGCAGCGAACCUCUAAGAAAGCCAGGGUGAAAUUCACAAGCCUUAAGAAAUAUAUAUUCUUGAGAGAUACAGCGCAGAGAAUUGUCUACUGUAUAUUCUUCUGUUACGACUGCAUCAUCAACUGCACAUGCUGUAUACUUAAAAUUCCUGAGAGCUGAAAGCUACCAUGGACUUUAAAAACUUGAACAGUUUCAACGUCCUAGUCAAUACUCUGUCUACCAACCUGCUACCUCUAACAAAAGAGAAAACAAGCUUAUCCACCCUCCUGAAAGUCUACUGGAUCCUAGUCUGGACCAUGGAACUAGUAUACCUAACAGUCUGCAUCCUUGGUCUCCUCUACGUGCCCAAGGAGAGAGCUCUACAAGACAGCACAGUAAACAUAUUGGUUUCCUCCGAAGUCAUCGUAAUGAUAGUCUACUUGAGUAACCGUAAAGGGAUGAUAUGUGCACUGAUAGAGAAGUUGAAUAACAUUCUGGACACGGAUGAUAAGACCCUGAAGAGUACUAUUAUUCAGACCCUGAAACCACUGGAGAAGCCUCUGAAAAUUUACGCGAUAGCCAGUGUUGGUACGGUUGCAGUCUGGGCAGCACUGCCACUGAUUAGAAUAUUUAAACAAAGCGAGUUUCACUAUGUGGACUACAGGAUACCAGCUGCGUUAUCAAAGGAACCCUUUUCGAUUAGUGUUUUCAUCGGUGGUGUUGUCUUGGAGUGCUUGGGGAGUCUGUAUUCCAUUGCGAGGAAGGUCAGCUUGGACCUGUACACCAUGCACUUGAUACUGUUGAUGACUGCGCAAUACAAGUAUUUGAGGAUCGAGUUUGAGAAAGUUCUUAGGAAGGAAGUGCAAGAUUGUGGACGGUUGAAUCGUUUGGAUAAGGAUGGUAGUUUGGACAAGAUGUUUUCCAAGGAUGAGGAAGUGACCAGACAGAGAUUGAGAGUGCUGACGCGACAUCAUGGAGCGGUGGUUGGCCGUUAUAUUGAAGACACUACUCUCCCCAAACAUCGGAAUACUCUACAUAAACAACAUCUUUCGCCUCUGCUUCUUAAGCUUCAUGAUAAUAACGGUACACCACGUUUCCUAACUUCCUCUCUAAAUUCUCUUCGUUUCUUUACAGAAUACUUUAUACAAUUCUAUUCUCCUUUUCAGGUACACGCUGAACAUUUCGAGAAACUUUUAGUUGUACUAUAUGCAGUUGGCGCAGUAACUCAACUGUACGUAUUGUGUUUCUGUAUCCAACAAUUACUCGAAGCGAGCACGGCGAUCAUGAACGACGCCUUCCACGCGGAAUGGUAUCUCCACAACGCGUCCUUCCAACGCGAGAUCGCUAUUAUGACUUUAGCUGGCAAACUGGAAUGCAGACUAUCAAUCUUCCGUAAUACUGAUUUAACGCUACCAUCUUUCAUGUCGAUCUUAAAUCAAGCGUACUCUGUAUGUCUAUUAUUUUUGAGAGCACGAAAGGAUUAAAUUGUGCUACGGCUCCUGUCAAUAAACCAUGACAUACCAUUAAACAAUCUAAUAGAUCAAUGGUUACAUCGACUGUAAUCAUAU
This is a messenger RNA of Hylaeus anthracinus, 1909 nucleotides long. RefSeq lists its product as uncharacterized. Lineage: Eukaryota; Metazoa; Arthropoda; Insecta; Hymenoptera; Colletidae. Gene Ontology annotation, biological process: detection of chemical stimulus involved in sensory perception of smell; sensory perception of smell. The transcript is spliced from 6 exons. Gene Ontology annotation, cellular component: plasma membrane. The record is from RefSeq and is a predicted model, not a curated record. Bases 530 to 1825 code for a protein of 431 amino acids. Gene Ontology annotation, molecular function: olfactory receptor activity; odorant binding.